Molecule: messenger RNA, 2013 nt
Organism: Ustilaginoidea virens
Lineage: Eukaryota; Fungi; Ascomycota; Sordariomycetes; Hypocreales; Clavicipitaceae
Exons: 3
Coding region: 1-2013 (670 amino acids)
Biological process (GO): methionyl-tRNA aminoacylation
Molecular function (GO): ATP binding; methionine-tRNA ligase activity
Source: RefSeq, a predicted model, not a curated record
AUGAAACAAUCAUUGCUGCGAACCGUCAACGGGCUGCGCCAGAGUCGGUUCCCUCUACUCAUCCGCCCGGGAUGCCUCUGCAGCGGCAGCGAACCACGACGCGCCCUGCAGCUCCGACGGGCAAGCUCUCAGGAUCCCUCGACGCGCAGCGCAGCCAAGCCGUAUUAUGUCACGACGCCCAUCUUCUACGUCAAUGCCGCGCCACAUAUCGGCCACUUGUACACAAUGGUGCUGGCUGACGUGGUAAAGCGAUGGCAGCAGCUCAAGGGGCGGGAAGCCUUCCUGUCGACCGGGACGGACGAGCACGGCAUGAAGAUCCAGAGCGCCGCCGCCAAGGAGGGCGUCGAUCCCAAGGAGUUCUGCGACAACAACUCGCGCAAGUUUCGAGAGCUCGCCGCGGCAGGCGACGUGUCCUGCGACGCGUUCAUCCGAACAACGAGCCCGGAACACAAGGAGUCUGUCGGCCACGUUUGGUUGCAGCUGAAGCACGCGCUUCCCGAGAAGCUGGGCCUGUACAAGGGCACCCACCAAGGAUGGUACUCGGUCAGCGACGAGUGCUUCUACCCCGAGAGCCUGGUCCGGCCGCACAUUGUGCCCCAGACGGGCAAGAAGAUCUUGGUCAGCAGCGAGACGGGCAGCGAGGUGGAAAAGGUCGAGGAGGAGACAUGGUUCUUCCCCCUGACCAGGUACAGAGACGCCCUGUUGGCGUUUUACGACGAAAACCCCGAGUGGAUCACGCCGGCCGAGCGGAUGAGCGAGGUGCGCAACUGGGUCGAGAAGCACCUGGAGGACCUGUCCGUCACGCGGCCGGCGGCACGGCUCGGCUGGGGGAUCGCCGAUCCCGAAGACGGCAAGCAGACCAUCUACGUCUGGGUGGACGCCUUGGUCAACUACCUGACGCAAGCCGGAUACGGCAGCAAGUGGCACUCGGCUUCCGACGACAUGGGCCUUUGGCCGGCCGACGUGCAGGUCAUUGGCAAGGACAUUCUCCGGUUCCACGCCGUGUACUGGCCGGCCCUCCUCAUGGCCCUGGGGCUGCCGCUCCCCAAGAGGAUCCUGUGCCACAACCACUGGAUCAUGUCGAACCGCAAAAUGUCCAAGUCGCUGGGCAACGUCGUCAACCCGUUCUCGGCCCUGCAGCGAUGGGACGUUGACACCCUGCGCUACUUUCUGAUGCGGGACGGCAGCCUGAGCAAGGACAUGAGCUACUCCAACCAGCUGAUCGGACUAGCGUACAAGAAGGAGCUGCAGGCCAACAUCGGCAACCUCCUGUACAGGGUCUCGCGGCCCAAAGUCACUGCCAAGUGGUCCACGAGAGAAGCCGUGCGCGCGUCCCGAGAGGGCAUGUUUGACCGCACGGCCGAAGAAGAGGGGUCGGAGCCCGUCGUCGUCGUCUUCUCCAGCCUCGACGAGCACUUGCAAGCGGCGCCGUUGAGGUUCGCCGACAAGAUGGAGAGAUGCGACACUGCGGGUGCUCUCCGCGAGAUUUUCCACCUUCUCCGCGAGACGAACCGCUACAUUUCAGACACGGAGCCGUGGAACCUCGUCAAGCGGGAGGACGCCGAGUCCCGCAGGCUUCUCAACCUGGCCAUCUACAACAGCGCGGAAGCCCUGCGCAUCGCCGGCAUCUUGCUGCAGCCCAUGAUGCCGUCCAAGGCGUCGGUGCUUCUGAACGAGCUCGGGGUCCGGCACGACCGGCGGGGCUUGGCCUUUGCGGCCAGGGGCAAGGACGCAGACUACGGCACCGAGGGCCGGGCGGGCGGUGGAGCACCGAGGCCGACCAAGUGGGACACGAUAUUCCCGCCCGUGCCCGACGCCAGCGACGCGGCCGUGGAGAUGCCGGAUCCGCUGCGCCGGGAUCUGCAUGCCAAGACGAGGAACAAGAUGAACCAAAUGGCCGAGUAUCUGGCCAUGGAGGCCAGGAUGGGGGAGGGUCCUCCCGCCGCGACGCCGUCGGAUCCUGCGGAUGGUUCUUCUGAAGGGGGGGGGAUGAAGGGCGGCAAAGAAAUUUGA